This is a messenger RNA of Drosophila novamexicana, 2882 nucleotides long. RefSeq names its product GPI ethanolamine phosphate transferase 2 (gene PIG-G). NCBI's taxonomy places the organism in Eukaryota, Metazoa, Arthropoda, Insecta, Diptera, Drosophilidae. Gene Ontology annotation, cellular component: endoplasmic reticulum membrane. The transcript is spliced from 7 exons. The record is from RefSeq and is a predicted model, not a curated record. Gene Ontology annotation, biological process: GPI anchor biosynthetic process. Bases 5 to 2857 code for a protein of 950 amino acids.
UUACAUGUCAGGCGACCGUACGGGAGCUGGGUCUUGUAAUGUUCAAGCAAAACAAAUUGCAAUGGAGGAGCACAAAAGUCGCCUUACAUACACGUUCUAUAUGCUAACAUUAUUCCUGUGCGGCGCACUGCUCUUUCUAAUAGGCUUCUUUCCGGCUUCAUACUCCGUUGCAGAACAGGAAAAGACCGUGCCCAUUGACCGGCCGACAACACUACACGGUGAAAAACUGAAGCCACCGCCGGCCAACUAUGACUCUUUUAUACUCUUUCUGAUCGAUGCGUUGCGAGAGGACUUUCCCACAGAGUCCACAAUGCCGGCGGUCCAUGAGCGGGCUUGUCUCAAGCUGAGUCUCCACGUGGACAUACCGACUGUGACAAUGCCACGGCUGAAGAGUAUUACCACCGGCACAUUGUCCAAUUUCAUAGACAUUGCGCUCAAUGUGGGCCACACAGAGCAGGUGGAGGAUUCGCUGCUGCAUCGCCUGAAGCAGCGCAAAGCUGUUGUUUCUUUUGCCGGUGAUCACACCUGGGUUCAUCUCUUUCCCAGUGAAUUCACACGUCAGGCGGCUAACAAUGAUUCGUUUUACGUAAAUGAUUUCAAUGAGGGCGACCACAAUGUGACCAGUGUCCUAGCGCAGGAGCUGGAGAAAAGCGAUUGGAAGCUUUUGAUAUUGCAUUAUUUGGGCUUGGAUCACAUAGGUCAUGUUGAGGGCAAUGCCAGUCCCAGAAUUAAAACCAAACUAAAAGAAAUGGACGACGCUGUCAAAAAGAUAUUAGAUCAUAAGAAUAUGGCCAACUAUUUACUAAUGCUGACCGGGGAUCAUGGCAUGGCCGAUGGCGGUGGCCACGGCGGCAACACGCCCGCUGAAAUUACGGUGCCACUAUAUUUGUAUAGCAAGAACUGCAGCAAGUAUGCGCCAAGCACAAAGCGCUACAAUCAAAUUGAUUUGACGCCCACGCUAGCGCUGCUGCUGUCGAUUGAGAUACCGACGAUGUCCAUUGGCUGUAUCAUACCGGAGAUGCUGCAGACAUUAACGCUGGAGCAACAAAUGUAUGCCUACUUCUACAAUGCACAUCAUCUGCUUAACAAGGCUCGAGUCAAAUUCGGGCAUGAGAACGUCCGGAGUAGUGACUACUAUCAUUGGUAUCAGAACGCCACGUUGCUGCACAAGCAACUGCUGCAGCCACUGCGUAUCGGGGACGGCAGCGGCGCCAGCAAAGUGCAUUACCAGAAUGCCAAGCUUAACUAUUUGCGCGUCGCCCGUGAGAUUUCCGGCCAGCUGUCCGAAUCACUGGUGAAAUUCGAUUACGGAUUUAUUGCCGUGGGACUGGCGCUAACAACAGCGAGCUCCUUGCACCUUAUAUUGAGCGUAUUAUUUCUGGACAUUGCUGCAGAGCAACUACAUUUGCAUAGGCUGAAUGUGGCUCAGCUGCUGUUCUCUCUGGUCAUCGGAAUUCUACUGAAUGUAGUCGCUCAUUUGGUGGAUCUAGUGCUGACCAGCUCCAUGCUAUACGGUCUACUCUUACUGCUGCCCAUAAUUGCUUCCGUUUAUUUAACCAUUGAUGUGGUCCAAGCAUUGCUCAAGAUCGCCCUUCCACCUCUUUACUCGCGACGCUUGAAGCUAUCUAUACCCUUGCCAUUGCCACUUCUGGUGUGCUUUGCUAUACGCAUCUCGACGUUGGGCUCCUCGUCAUUCAUUGAAUUCGAAUACAAGACCUGGUAUUACUUGGGCAGCACGCUGCUGCUGCUGACCACACUCAGGACGCUGCGUCGUCGCAUUACCAAAGCGAAUGUGGAGCUGGAUGGACGGCAUCUGCACAAGAUUGCCUCGGCUUGCAUCUGGCAGCAACGCAAGAUCUUCGUGGUGCUGAUACUGCUCACACUCAUGCGUUAUCUGCAUAGACUGUCGGCCAUUAAGAGCACGCUGAUGAUAUUCUCCUUAUUUCUAUUUUGGGCACGCCUGCGCAAAUUCACCGAUACAACACAGACCGUAUUUAAGGGCCUUGCCUUUCUGCUAGUCUACUGUUUCCGUGGCCUGAACGGUCAGGUGCACUUCUUUGAGGUACCCGAGAAUGUGGCCGCUCGCUGUAUGGUACCCGUGCUGGUACUCUUCUGGUGUUGCCUGGCGCUGGUCUUUGUCCUGGGCUACCGCACGGCACUGCCGCAACAGAAAAGCGGUCUCAGUUUGCUGGACGAGCAGCCGCAGAGUAAUCUGCUGAAGCUGCUGCAAACAAAUAUGACAUGUUCGCUGAUGCUGGUGGCGCUGCUAUACAAGGUGCAGAAUAUUGUGCUGUUGCCCACGAUGCUCAUCACGCUGGACGAAACGUACAAGCUGUGCGAUGCGUAUGGCACCACCGCGCGCAAGUUCUCGGUGCGCAUGGUGCAUGUCUACAAGAUAAUCAUGACCAUAUUUGUGGCCAGAAUGUUUUACUUUUAUCAGGGCAACUCGAACAGUCUGUCGACAAUUGACCUGAAUCCCGGCUAUAUUGGCCAGACUAGCUAUAAUCCCAUCAUUGUUGGGCUCUUCGUAACGCUGAACACCUACAGCGCCGAAAUACAUUCCUUUCUAUAUCUGAUUGUGCACACCCUGCGCACGGAUCUGCGCAGCGUUGGCAUCAUCCAGCUGCAGCCGCCAUAUGCGAAGGCAGCCGAUUCGCUGGUGGUGCCGCUGUAUGCGGCUCUGGUAUUGCUGCCGGUGGCCAUUUACCUGUGCCUGAUGUUGGUCUUUCGCUAUCAUCUAUUUAUCUACUCCGUCUUUUCACCCAAAGUGCUCUACGACUGUUAUACUGUAUUGGUAUUCUAUUUGGUAUUCCUAUCAACGAGUUUGUACUUUAAAUUGUUUAAACAUGACGCUUAAUUAUUAAAUAUUUUAAAAGCUUUAA